This is a messenger RNA of Tarenaya hassleriana, 534 nucleotides long. RefSeq names its product H/ACA ribonucleoprotein complex subunit 3-like protein. The transcript has 4 exons. Gene Ontology annotation, cellular component: box H/ACA snoRNP complex; box H/ACA telomerase RNP complex. The record is from RefSeq and is a predicted model, not a curated record. Gene Ontology annotation, molecular function: box H/ACA snoRNA binding; telomerase RNA binding. Gene Ontology annotation, biological process: positive regulation of telomerase RNA localization to Cajal body; ribosome biogenesis; snRNA pseudouridine synthesis. The coding region runs from base 107 to 301 and encodes 64 amino acids. Lineage: Eukaryota; Viridiplantae; Streptophyta; Magnoliopsida; Brassicales; Cleomaceae.
UCGACUUCUUGUAGCCGAAACCCCAAAUCCUGUUCGAGAGAAACCCUAAUCAGAAGCUGGAGCUGGAGCUCAAUCUGUGAGGGAGGGCUAUUCGUCGAUAUAUACGAUGUAUCUUCAGUACUAUAUCAAUGAGAAAGGUGACAAAGUGUACACCACCAAGAAGGAGUCGCCUCUGGGGCUUGCCACUCAAUCCGCCCAUCCAGCCCGGUUCUCCCCGGAUGACAAAUACUCGAGGCAGAGAGUGUUGCUGAAGAAACGGUUUGGUCUAUUGCCGACCCAGAAACCAGGCCCUAAGUACUGAUGAAUGCAACGACGUGUUUUAGCAUUUGAUGCCAUCCAUGGUUGUGCAGGUGCAGGUCCUUUAUGCAAUUUCUUAGCUUCUAUGUCAUCUCUGGUUCUGCUGUUCUGAAACCUUUUGUACCUUUAGACAUUGAUUACUGCUUUUUCGUUUUUGUAUAUUUAUGGUUGUCUGAUUGGCAAGUCUUGUGUCGUUGUUUUGUCGUUUUUUAAUAUAAUCCUUUUUCCAAGUGCUCA